AUGCAAACUAAACUCAUAAGUGCAAGCUACUCGUCAAUCAUGAACAAACAGGAUUUGCUCAGAGAAGUCGUCGUCAAGUACAUCGACUACUUCUACCCUGUCGCAUCAGGCACAAGCGCCGUGGCCAUCGACAACAAGAUCGAGCAAGCUAUGGAUCUGGUUAAGAGCCACUUGAUGUUCGCGGUUCGCGAAGAGGUGGAAGUUCUAAAGGAACGCAUCGCAGAACUGAUGGAGAGGAUUAACCAGCUGGAAGUCGAGAACAGUUACUUGAGGGCGCACGCCAGCCAGGACACGCUGGCGCAGCUGCCGGCCGCGGGGACCAAGCCUCCGCCGCAACCGCAGGGCCCCCAGCCGCCCGUGUCG
This is a messenger RNA of Brenthis ino (lesser marbled fritillary), 363 nucleotides long. The record is from the annotation of a GenBank genome assembly. NCBI's taxonomy places the organism in Eukaryota, Metazoa, Arthropoda, Insecta, Lepidoptera, Nymphalidae.